CUGUGGAGGUGGGAGCGGGGCCGGACCGCCAUAGCUCCGCCCCGGCUCUUUAAGCCGCCGCGGGGCUGCGCUGGGCUGAGACGCGCCAGGUCGAAGACGAGAGCCGUGAGCCACCAUGCCCAACUGGGGAGGCGGCAACAAGUGCGGCGCCUGCGGGCGCACCGUCUACCAUGCUGAGGAGGUGCAGUGCGACGGGAGGAGCUUCCACCGCUGCUGCUUCCUCUGCAUGGUCUGCCGGAAAAACUUGGACAGCACGACUGUAGCCAUUCAUGAUGCUGAAGUCUACUGCAAGUCUUGCUAUGGGAAAAAGUAUGGCCCCAAAGGUUAUGGAUAUGGCCAAGGGGCAGGCACACUGAACAUGGACAGGGGAGAGAGGCUGGGCAUCAAGCCUGAAAGCACUCCCUCUCCCCAUCGACCUACGACAAGUCCAAACACUUCAAAGUUCGCUCAGAAGUUCGGAGGGGCAGAGAAGUGCUCGAGGUGUGGGGAUUCUGUCUAUGCAGCAGAGAAAGUAAUAGGAGCUGGAAAGCCAUGGCACAAGAAUUGCUUCCGGUGUGCCAAGUGUGGAAAAAGCCUAGAAUCUACAACCCUAACUGAAAAAGAGGGAGAAAUCUAUUGUAAAGGUUGUUACGCGAAGAACUUCGGCCCCAAGGGGUUUGGGUACGGCCAGGGAGCAGGUGCCCUCGUUCAUGCCCAGUGAGGGGUCAUGGCUGAAAACCUGUCACAGCUCUGCUGAGCUCCUGCUGGAAGAAAGAGGAGAGCUUCCUAUUUGUCACUAACUACUGUGAAACAGAGUAGUUGCUGUAGUGCUUAGGCAUCCCUCCAGCAGACCAUUAUUUUUUGUUAAAGAGGAGCACUGCUUUUCUCCCCCUUGCUUUGUGUAUCACACUGUACCACCUCUGACACCGAG
Dryobates pubescens (Downy woodpecker) is the source of this 910-nucleotide messenger RNA. RefSeq names its product cysteine and glycine rich protein 2 (gene CSRP2). Gene Ontology annotation, cellular component: nucleus; Z disc; cytoplasm. Gene Ontology annotation, molecular function: structural constituent of muscle; actinin binding. Gene Ontology annotation, biological process: muscle tissue development; sarcomere organization. The transcript has 6 exons. Lineage: Eukaryota; Metazoa; Chordata; Aves; Piciformes; Picidae. The record is from RefSeq and is a predicted model, not a curated record. The coding region runs from base 116 to 700 and encodes 194 amino acids.